Ogataea philodendri is the source of this 1356-nucleotide messenger RNA. RefSeq lists its product as uncharacterized. Gene Ontology annotation, molecular function: RNA endonuclease activity. The record is from RefSeq and is a predicted model, not a curated record. Lineage: Eukaryota; Fungi; Ascomycota; Pichiomycetes; Pichiales; Pichiaceae. The coding region runs from base 1 to 1356 and encodes 451 amino acids. The transcript has a single exon. Gene Ontology annotation, biological process: ribosomal small subunit biogenesis; maturation of SSU-rRNA. Gene Ontology annotation, cellular component: preribosome, small subunit precursor.
AUGUCGAAGGUGAAUACACUUGUUCUAGACGCUGGCCCGCUAAUCACUCAGUCGGCCUCUCAGCUACAGCAGUUUGGAUCUAAUUUCUAUACAACUCCCGGAGUCUUUUCAGAACUGAAAGAUGAGCACGCAAGAAAGCAAAUUCUUAUAUGGGGAGACAAGCUACAAGUUAGACAACCCAAGCCCAACGCUAUUAAUGCUGUCAUCGAGUUUACCAAACUAACAGGUGAUUAUCUUGUGCUGUCGCAAAACGAUUUACAUAUUUUGGCACUCACCUACGAACUGGAGUGCCAACUUAAUAAUGGGCCUUGGAGACUCAGAUCCUACCCUGGGGAGAAAAAAAAACGUAAACCAAAAGAGCAACAGAAAGAAAAUAGCAAGGAAUCUGUGAAUGUCUCAGAUGAAGCUGAAUCGUCGCAUGAGCCGGAAUUUGAGCCGGUUGAAAAGAUCAAAAAGAAGACCAGAAGAGGCGGUAAGAGACAUAGAAAGAAACCAACUGAUAACCAAGAACACACUACUGAAGACGACAAAAACUUGGAUGAAGUUAGAGAAAUACCAGCAGAGGACUCACAAGCAUCUACCGAAGAUCUUACUGAAGUAAUUGACAAAGUAGAUAAGUUGUCCGUCGAAGAUCACUUAUCACAAGAAUUUUCGGACGCAGAAGACGAAGGAGAAUGGAUUACACCAGAAAACUUGAUUGAAGAAAUGAUGAAGGAUGAAAAUGAAAAAGUGGAGUCGUCAGCAGACAUCCAAAAAGUGAAGGUUGCUUUGUCCACGGGAGAUUUCGCUGUGCAGAACGUGGCUCUUCAAAUUGGCUUGAACUUGAUGAAUGCAAUGUCAGGUAUGCAAAUAAAGAGAGUGAGAAAUUACAUGUUGAGAUGUCACGCUUGUUUUACGAUGAUCCCAAUACCCAAAGACGGAACUCCAAAGCAUUUCUGUUCUGCCUGUGGCGGUGCCACAUUACUUAGGUGCGCUGUUUCUGUGGUUGCCAAUGGUAAUAUAAUUCCUCACCUUAAGAAGAAUUUCGAAUGGCAUAGAAGAGGCGACAAGUACUCUCUCCCUUCCCCACAAUCCAAGAACUACGCCAAGAAAUACGGAAGCCAAGGUUACCAACACCGCGGUAACCCUCUUCUGGAAAACGUCUAUCUUCGUGAAGACCAAAAAGAGUAUCAGCAAGCACUCAAGAAUGCAAAGUGGCAGCUACGACAGAACGAGAAGGUCAUGCAGGAGUACGUUGGAGGUGGGUCGGCAGACAAUUUCAUUUCUCCUUUCUUCACGGGUACAGAACAUAUUAAGCCUGUGAACGUCAAGGUUGGACGCGGGCGAUACGUUAAUUCUUCGAGAAGAAGACGGUAA